UGGGAAUUUUUCCAAUACCAACAUAAGCUGUCAAUUUCCGGCAAAAAACGCGAGGUAAGAUUUGCGAUUUUGGGAUUGCGUGUUUUAUAAAAACUGCUUGUUGUGUGCGUAAAUAAUGCCUAAACCGCUUGUUGUCACUUUCCCAAAUGUCUGAUGGACCUCCUGAAACGUUAAAAAAGUUCGUGUUUUCGUCCAAAUAUAACCUCAAAGGCGAGCCUCAGGAAGAACAACUCGAAGUAAUCAUUCCUGAGCUUCUUCAAGUCAGCUAUUCCUUCUACACUUGGCCUUCGGCACCCGUCCUUGCGUGGUUCCUGUGGGAGAACAGACAACAGCUCACCGGAAAGAAAAUUCUAGAGAUCGGUUCUGGGACCGCUUUGCCUGGAAUCGUGGCCGCAAAGUGUGGAGCGAAGGUAAUUCUAAGCGAUUCUACCACUCUUCCUAAAUCUCUGAAUCACACAAAGAGGAGUUGUCAGUUGAAUAAUCUGGUUUUGAAUGAAGAUAUUCACAUAAUUGGACUGACGUGGGGGUUGUUUUUGGACAAUUUGGAGCUAAUUGGCGAACUUGACCUGAUUUUGGGUUCGGAUUGUUUUUACGAACCUUCUGUUUUCGAGGACGUGUUGGUCUCAGUUUCGUAUCUGCUCGACUUAAAUCAAGGGGCCAAGUUUUUGUGCACAUAUCAGGAGCGUAGUUCUGACUGGUCCAUUGAGCAUCUUCUGGCCAAGUGGAAUUUGAAUUGUCAAGUGCAUAACAUCAGCAAUUUGGGGGCUAGUGCUGGGUUGGAUAUACAUAGGUUAGUUGGGGACCAUAGCAUACAUUUGUUGGAAAUCUCUAGACAAAUUUGA
Messenger RNA from Tribolium castaneum (red flour beetle), 842 nucleotides. RefSeq lists its product as uncharacterized. Gene Ontology annotation, cellular component: cytoplasm; nucleus. The record is from RefSeq and is a predicted model, not a curated record. Lineage: Eukaryota; Metazoa; Arthropoda; Insecta; Coleoptera; Tenebrionidae. The coding region runs from base 147 to 842 and encodes 231 amino acids. The transcript has 2 exons.